AUGAGUUACGUCCAGUCGGAUCCAUCCAAACACCGACGUAUUCGAAGAUGGAUGGGUCAAGCAGCGGCCGAAGGAAAGAACCACCAUGCCUCACAGCCGCCAGUGUUCAUGGCCCCCGCUGCAGCUUGCUCGGUCCAAGCAAUACAAGGCAUGCGUCCACCACCACCACCUCUGCCGUAUCGCCCACAAAAUGCUGCUACGAUGUCUAUGAUCCAUCUUCCUCCUGGUCCGCAACUACAAAAUUCAGCUCCCCCGCCAUUACCAUCGACAAGUGAGCUACCGGUGAAUCUCACGCGGCCAGCAUGGCAUCCGCAAGCUUAUCCCUCGUCGGGUCUAUCAAAAUGGACAUCAUACUCGAGUCUAAGCCAUUCCGUCUCUAAUCUUGUCUCUCAUACUGCGGGGAAAGCCAACGCUACAAUUCUGGAACUUGAGGACCUAGUCCUGCAGUGUGUGAAGGGAGGUUCAAAUGUUCGUAGCAGUACUUCACGAUUGCUCGACCAAGUCAUCACCUGGAUUGAUAUUGGAUCUUUUUGCGGUAGAGAGAAUGAGCUCCGUAAGCUGUGCGGUCUGCCGGUUUUGAUAGUCUGGAAGCGCUAA
Penicillium macrosclerotiorum is the source of this 597-nucleotide messenger RNA. RefSeq lists its product as uncharacterized. NCBI's taxonomy places the organism in Eukaryota, Fungi, Ascomycota, Eurotiomycetes, Eurotiales, Aspergillaceae. The record is from RefSeq and is a predicted model, not a curated record. The coding region runs from base 1 to 597 and encodes 198 amino acids. The transcript has a single exon.